Molecule: messenger RNA, 1556 nt
Organism: Zingiber officinale
Lineage: Eukaryota; Viridiplantae; Streptophyta; Magnoliopsida; Zingiberales; Zingiberaceae
Product: protein WVD2-like 3
Exons: 6
Coding region: 294-1355 (353 amino acids)
Biological process (GO): microtubule cytoskeleton organization
Molecular function (GO): microtubule binding
Source: RefSeq, a predicted model, not a curated record
GCCGUGGCCGUUGCGAAACAAACGGUAGAUGGCGCGUCAAAAUAGCCGAAACCGAUUCGGUUCGCGUCGUGCGACCUCGCGGUUUCGUCGCGGUGAUACCGUCACCGGCCGGUAGAGGCCAGUGACCAUUCUCUGGUACCGAUAAACUAAAGCGAUCCAAGCGUUGGACUUCCGAUCCGAGCUCGGAGGCGACAGCUAGCGAAAAGGAUCUCGUCACCGCUCCGUUAGGUGACGGCGUUAAACCCGGAGAUUACGAUAAAAGGGCGUCUCAUUGCCGCUCCCGCGAGUGUCGAAUGAGAGAGGCGGAACCAAGGGGAAACCUCCUCGAUCCCUGGAAUCGGUGCUUGCAGAGUGAUUUUCCAAUGGGCAAGGAAUUUGAAGAGAGUUCAGUGGUUGAAGAAACGGAUUCCUUUAUGGGCAAAACCAGUCAUGCUAAUCCUCACGAGACUUUAGAUGUUGAAUCAGAUAACAAUCUGGAUGCAAAUUAUCAUGUGAAUAACACACCUGGAAUUGGAAAUUUGGAUUUGGAUCAUAACAGCACAGGAAAGAAACAUGUCGACCAGAAAUCACUGAAUAAAAGGUCAGCAUCAUCACAUUCUGCUAAUGUGACUGUGAUAUCUAACUACACUAUUCCCCAACCAUUCUCACUUGCAACUGAAAAACGUGCUUCUGGUGAACAUCGUGUUUUUGUUCCUGAAACGGCAAUCAGUGGAGAAAAAGAUCCAAAUGCUGAUAAUAUCAUGCACCCAGAUGAAGACGAUUCUUGCUCCGUUGAUUCAUUUAGCACGGCAUCUGUAAAAAAUUCGAAAGUUAGAACAGUUGCAAUUGCCCCUACCUUCAGAUGUAUUGAACGUGCAGAAAAACGAAAAGAGUUCUACUCAAAGUUAGAAGAGAAACAACAGGCUCUUGAAGCAGAGAAACUCCAACAUGAAGCUAGGGCCAAGGAAGAGGAAGAGGCAACUCUGAAGGAGAUAAGAAAGCGCUUGAAUUUCAAAGCGACACCAAUGCCUAGCUUCUACCAUGAAGGCCCUCCUCCUAAGGUCGAACUGAAGAAGGCUCCUCCAACACGAGCUAAAUCUCCUAAGCUUGGUCGGAGGAAGAGCUGCAGUGACGCAAGUAGAGAUAACUCCAGUGGAAUAUAUGGUGGGCCAAGGCAUCAGAGUUUGGGCAGUCAUGAGGAUGCUCCAUGCAAAUCUCAGAUUAAUCCUGAGGACAUAAAUGCAAUCGAAGGCAAUGAAGUUCCUGAAUCCGCAAUAGAGAAUUCUGAAACCCAUCCUAAUGAAGAUGAGUAUACCACUGCCACCAGCAUCACCGAUGAAAUUUCAGCAGACGGUAUCAUGACUGUGCAGCCUUGAAGUUCUCUGUUCAAAAAUAUCUAAUUGCUCCUUAAUCUCGGAACAAUGAUGAUGAUCUGGUAACAUAGAAUGCAAGUUAAGUGGACCUGAGAUGUAUAAUGCUGUAUGUAUAUCAACAGAUCUGUAUAACAUAUCACUUUACCAGCAAUCCUUCUUGGUGCAACUCAUAAAUUAUGCAGAAAAAUACUCUUGAUAUUUCUA